AUGGUACUAGACAACAACUGGGCCGGGCGUGGAUUUGUUCUGGAAGGAGGGUAUUGGUCGCAGGAUGGGAUAUUGGGCUUCCGAAUCGAUGAAGAGCAGCUGUCUGAGGUAUUUCUGGCGUUUCCCAGCAGACUCCGAGGCAUAGAGAUCUGGCGGCGCACCUCAGACGUCUCCGUCGACACCUCAUCGCAUUCUGACGUACAUGCCCAUUCGACCCCCAUCAAGCUAUCACCUGCUGAGGCGCUUGAGUUCGAGUUUGAAGAGGCACGAUCCACGGCCGCAGAAUUUCCGCUCAGACACUCCGAGGAAGGCCUGCGUGGAAGGUACACACCACACGCAUGCAUCGGCGCUCCACCGAACUUUGCUCUUGCGUCGAUCUUGGAAUGUGUUGUCAUGGAUCUCGAUGUGACGGAGAGCUACAUCUCCGUGUGCUUCCCCUCGGCCGUCGUGAUUGUACCCCGCUGUGAAGAGGUGAAGCCUGGCACAGAGGAUGAUUCUAAGACGACGAGAAUUCUAGUGGUUGCAGAAGACAGACCGCCACAGUUGUACCAAGAGAUCGGGAUGGAAUCGGGGAAACCACCUGGCGUCAGCCGUUCGUGGGUGGCACCAGAGACGAGACACCACACAGGGGUGAGCCUGACCUGGGUGGCCGGUGCAAAUGCCCUGGCAGAAAUGGAGGUCGCACCUCCUCGGGAAGGAAUACUCACAGGCGACCCUCGUGCAUUUUACUCUCCGUUCAUAGCAGCACGGUUCUCGCCCGACGGAAGGCACCUGGCCGCGAUCAACGCCUUUGGUCUGUUGUACCUUGUCCUCAACUUCACGCGUGUCGGCCACGAGAUUGUAUCCUUCUCCGACAUAGUAACCCGCACCGCUCUCUGGACGAUAUGGGAUCCAUCGUUGCUGGGACGUGUGGUGCGCCAGCGCGCGCCGCAUGAUGGCCAUCACCUUGAUGAUCAGGUAGAGGAGGGUGGGGUGCCUCGGAUGUUUGCCGAUACAACUGCUAGACCACCUACACGUUGGCAGCGCCACGGCUCAUCGCCUGUUGGAUGGUGGUUUAGUGUGCGAGGCACUCUUUGUGCCCUGCCGAAGACGCUACGUAUCCGCAAGGGGUUUAGCACAUACAGCGACAGGUUUCAAGCUAUUGAGGUAGCUCAUAUCGCUGCCCCUUAUACUUUUGCGUCUGCAAUAAAAGACAUCAUCGCGGUCAUCCAUAUUACAUCCCCGGUGAUCACAGCCCUCAUUCUCGGUCAUUUGUUCGACUUUGAGGCCGCCUGCACGAUCGUGAAAUUACACGUGAACCAAGCGACUCUCCAUGGACGGUGGCGCUCGCUGGAGGAUGCUGUCUUAACUUACGCGAUUCAUCUAGUCGAGAAGGAGAUGGUGGGAUGGGACGGAAACUGA
Messenger RNA from Postia placenta MAD-698-R-SB12, 1401 nucleotides. RefSeq lists its product as hypothetical. The coding region runs from base 1 to 1401 and encodes 466 amino acids. Lineage: Eukaryota; Fungi; Basidiomycota; Agaricomycetes; Polyporales; Adustoporiaceae. The record is from RefSeq and is a predicted model, not a curated record. The transcript has 8 exons.